UAACACUGAAGCACUUGUAGUUUCGAAAAGACUCAAGUUACCAUAGGAAGACCGAACAGAUACAAAUUUUCUAGCGCAACUUAAAAUGCAUUUCUGGAGAUCGAAGAGUACUCUGCUGGAUAGCAUAAAAAGUGUUUUCAAUGCAUUUAGGAGAAAACCGUCCUUGGGUGCCCCUGACAUGAUGUUUCCAUGUAUUACUUCCAAGUCAAAUGAAAUUCUUUAAAUACGCUCAAAAAGACGAUUCUCUUUUAUUCUCAUCCUGGAAUAAGCUCGAUCGAAUGCUUUCUGGAAUAAAUAAGCAAAAAGGAAGAAUUCCCGUCAUAGAGAGUCACAGUAUAAAAGUCUGAAGAAGCGCGCGCGUUCCAAUUGGCAUAAUCUUCAUUACUAUUGUGACGCAAAUGUGUGAUUUUAGUGAACAGUUUUCCUGAAUUUCCGCUGUUGUUGCCACUGGUUAUAAGUUAAAGAACUUUGAGUCUCGAAACUUAACAAAAGUUGGCCAGAGACGAAGUUAGCCCCACAAAACUUGUUGGCAAAAUGUCAAGUUUUCUACCGUCAAUCAAUAACGUUAGAAAGAGCUCUCUUGUUGCUGCGCAAAGAAUCUACUCAACGAAGAAUUACUUAGAAUCAACAGCAACCAAUGGACGUUUAGGGAAAAAGAGACGCGGGGAGAAGAAGAGCAAGAAACUGACAUCUUCCUCGACAGAAAAUCUUCACAAAAAAGCGGAAAGAACAAAAGAAUACUCUCGAGAACUGAAAACAAGACAAGAAAAGGCCAAAGUGGCGCGAGAAGAAAGCUUAGUUCGGCUAAAAAAUCAGCAAGAACUACGAGAGAAGGGGUUGCGUGAAAAGAAGAGAUUAAAUGAACUGUUUUCGGUUUACGCAGCUCAACAUGGUCCUUCUUACAGAGACGGUGCAAAAGUUGUCAAACCAAAAUUCCCGGUUUUGUUAAAAAGUACCAAGAGUAGUGCUAUUUCUCGUGAGAAGAUCCCAUAUAGCCCUCUACCAGAUUUAUCAUCUGUGAAUAGGUUAGAAUCUCAAGAAUGAUUCCCUUUGUUAGGAAAGUUAACGUGUGAGCUUUGCGUAGAGAAGUAAAGUCAAGUGAUUUUGACUGAAGAGGGGUGAAUUGUUAGUGACAAACGCGUCAUUACUUAAUUCUUCCGCUGUAAAUUUAAUAUUCAUUGUUAUCUUGUAGCUUAUUUGUAUCAAACGUUCGUUAUGGUUGUUAAGUAGAGAGGC
This is a messenger RNA of Porites evermanni, 1236 nucleotides long. Lineage: Eukaryota; Metazoa; Cnidaria; Anthozoa; Scleractinia; Poritidae. The record is from the annotation of a GenBank genome assembly.